AUGGCGGACAAGGACGACGGUGCCGCGACUCCUGCUACACAGCCUGUAGCUCUGCCAUAUAUUGGCAGCAAGACCCGCAGAUCCACGUAUCCGAUGCGACCAAAGCCCGCUUCUGGGAUGAGGUCUUUUCAGGCUGGAACAGCACGCAAAGCAGCAUCUCCCGAAGCCCAAACGUCACCACGCGGCUGCUCCGACCCAUCCUUGGAGUUGAAGUUCUUUUCCGAGGCCAUGAGGUGUAUUGUCGAGGCAGACAGUUGGACAGUCGUCGCUCGGUCUCGUUUCAUCGGAAAAUGGCAUAAGCACCUUCGUCAGAUGGCAACCGUGGGUCGGCAGCGGCCCUUCGCAUCCCUCAAGAGGAAGCCAAAAGGAUUAAUCCAAUGGAAUGCUCUCGCCUUCCACCAGAUCCUGCGACUUGGUUCGCUCGGCCCGAGGACUGUUGUGCCACCCCACUCUUUCGCGUCUGUCGAGGAUGCGGCAAACGUGCCGUGUUUCGCAGCCGCCUCGAACACGUAUUUCAUGUUCGAUGAAGUCCUGGGGCUUCGCAACAGCCCGUUGCGAGCCAUCUUUAUCAACAACCCGAGCUCCCCGGGUCUGAAGCGCUGCGACCGCUUUGGUCGGCUUGCCCGACUCAUGGAGGAUGACCCAGCUCGCAUGGCGUUGCACCCACCCACACCCGCUACCCGUCUCAACCAGCAUCACUUUUCGAGGCAUGAUGGUCAAUUGGACACCUCGUCCAUUGACUCCAACGUAUUUAACGACAACUGUCCUGUCGAAUAG
This is a messenger RNA of Neoarthrinium moseri, 777 nucleotides long. RefSeq lists its product as uncharacterized. The transcript has 6 exons. The coding region runs from base 1 to 777 and encodes 258 amino acids. NCBI's taxonomy places the organism in Eukaryota, Fungi, Ascomycota, Sordariomycetes, Amphisphaeriales, Apiosporaceae. The record is from RefSeq and is a predicted model, not a curated record.